This is a messenger RNA of Clunio marinus, 435 nucleotides long. The record is from the annotation of a GenBank genome assembly. NCBI's taxonomy places the organism in Eukaryota, Metazoa, Arthropoda, Insecta, Diptera, Chironomidae.
AUGGGAAAAUAUUUCACUUUAAUAAAAGUACGAAAAUUUCAUGAUCAUGACAGUUCGUCCCAAAACACGAAAACUUUUUAUGCUCAUAGCAUGUUGCCGAGUCAUAAAGUUAAGAUUAAUUUUAUAAAAAGACGUAAUAUUGAAAAAAGAAAGAGAUUGCGCAUUGGAAGCGAUGGGAAAUUUCAUGACCUUACACAAUCAAAAGUUUUAACUAUUUGUUUAUUUCUCUCUGCUUUAGCAUUCAACAUGACUUCACCAUCGAUGAAAUCAGCUGAAAAGAAAACACCAGAAAAAAAGAGAACUACCUCUGAAUCUUCAGAGCAUUCUCCAACUGAAAAUGCAGAACAAGAUACACGAAGACUUCGGCUUGACUUGAACGCAUUUGCUUGGAUGAGAAUCUUCACUUUUGCCAACUUGCUUGUUCGACAAGGUUAA